AUGGUGGUCGCUGAGAAGCAAACCGCGCAGGUGGGCGAAACCCAGCUGGGAAACAGCACCGAGAUAGACACGGUGCGCCUGGAGGCUGCUCUGGGUCACAAACAGGAAUUGUCGCGGAAUUUCGGGCUUUGGAGUGUGACAAGCUUGGGAAUUGUGAUUGCCAAUUCCUGGGCCGCAACAGGUGGCACAAUUGUGACGGCUCUCAUGAACGGAGGCCCUAUGGCCCUUCUCUAUGGCUUGAUCCUCGUCAGCAUCUUCUAUUCGGCAAUUUCGGCCUCCCUGGCCGAAUUAGCAUCCUCCAUGCCCUCCGCAGGCGGUGUAUACUACUGGUCCACGGUACUGAGUGGGAAGCAUGGCCGCGUCGCCGGAUUCUUCACGGGUUAUCUCAAUGCCUGCGCCUGGCUCCUGUCAGCCUCGUCGAUGAGUUCUAUGCUAGGCAAUGAAGCGGUGGCCAUGUAUUUGCUGCGGCACUCCGACGUCACCUGGAACUCCUGGCAGGUGUUUAUUGUGUUCCAGAUUGUCAACUGGAGCUGCUGUGCAAUCGUAUGUCUAGGGAACAAAUUUAUCCCUAUGAUCAAUCGAAUCGCACUGAUCCUGUCAAUGGCCGGACUCUUUGCAACUAUAGUGGUUCUCGCGGCUAUGCCAAAGACACAUGCACCUUCUUCGCAGGUAUGGACGCAAUACUAUAACAUGACUGGCGGCUGGUCCGAUGGCGUGUGCUUUAUGACAGGGCUGCUUAAUGCUGCCUUCGCCGUGGGAGUUCCUGAUUGUAUCAGUCAUUUGUCUGAAGAGGUUCCUAAGCCGCAGGUCAAGGUUCCUCAGGGAAUUAUGAUACAGAUGUUGACGGCAUUCUCGACCUCCUUCAUUUAUCUGAUCGCUCUGUUCUAUUCGAUCCAGGACCUCGAUGCCGUUUUCAACACUAAUGUGGGAUACUUCCCUACUGCUGAAAUUUACCGACAAGCUACGGGAACCACUACUGGUGCUAUUGGACUCAUUGCGGUGCUAUUUUUGGCUACCUUCCCAACCCUGAUUGGCACGUUCGUCACUGGAGGACGAAUGUGGUGGAGCUUGGCCCGCGACAAUGCUACACCUUUCUCAAACUACUUUGCCCAGGUGCACCCUACAUUAAAUUGUCCUGUCCGUGCCACCGUCGCCAUGAGUGCAAUGGUUACGAUCAUCGGCUGCAUUUACAUCGGCAGCACAACAGCUUUCCAAGCCCUCAUCUCGUCCUUUAUUGUGCUUAGCACUCUAUCUUACUUUGGGGCCAUCCUCCCCCAUGUGUUGACUGGCCGUCGGAACAUAGUUCCCGGACCCUUCUAUAUGGGUAAAAGCCUAGGAAUGGUGGUGAAUAUCCUAUCGUUGGUGUACAUUCUCGUCACCGUGACAUUCUUCUGUUUCCCAUUCGUAAUGCCGGCCACCGUUCAGAACAUGAAUUAUACCAGUGUCAUAACGGUCGGUUUGAUGGCAUUGACUGCAUUGUGGUGGUUCGUCCGCGGAAGGUCCGAGUACCGAGGCCCGCAUUAUAAUUUCGAGACUGCCCAGAAAUUGGUGUCUGGAGUGGCAGCCAAGGAGGGCGGUGGCUCUGCAGUUGCGUCCAUGGAGGAGUCCACGGCAACCGAUCUUGAUGAGCACGGACGGGUGGAAUGA
Penicillium soppii is the source of this 1647-nucleotide messenger RNA. Its product is annotated as Amino acid/polyamine transporter I. Gene Ontology annotation, biological process: transmembrane transport. The coding region runs from base 1 to 1647 and encodes 548 amino acids. Lineage: Eukaryota; Fungi; Ascomycota; Eurotiomycetes; Eurotiales; Aspergillaceae. The transcript has 3 exons. Gene Ontology annotation, cellular component: membrane. The record is from RefSeq and is a predicted model, not a curated record. Gene Ontology annotation, molecular function: transmembrane transporter activity.